Messenger RNA from Alternaria atra, 648 nucleotides. RefSeq lists its product as uncharacterized. Gene Ontology annotation, cellular component: Atg12-Atg5-Atg16 complex; phagophore assembly site membrane; cytoplasm. Lineage: Eukaryota; Fungi; Ascomycota; Dothideomycetes; Pleosporales; Pleosporaceae. The record is from RefSeq and is a predicted model, not a curated record. The transcript has 3 exons. Gene Ontology annotation, biological process: nucleophagy; C-terminal protein lipidation; cellular response to nitrogen starvation. Bases 1 to 648 code for a protein of 215 amino acids.
AUGGCACUAUCCUACACGGAUACAGAAGCUGUGCAAGCUCAAAAGAUUGAUAAUGCAGAGGAAGAGCGCCAACAUCUACCGUGGCGCCUCACACUGCACUUCUCUGGCUUCCCUUUCGAACAGCUCGUUCAACUCGACAAUGACGACAAGCAUAUGCAUGAUCUGUUUAUUCAUAGUGUCAAGGAGGCGGACUACCUCAGAACAGGAACAGGAAAGACAGUCAUGUUUUUGAGCAAAGAGGACAGCACACAGCUUUGGAAUGGAGUGAAGAACCACGACUUUGCGUUGUACAAUCCCAUCAACCAAAAGCUGCUGAAUCCGCAAGGAGUCAACCUAAGACAUCUGCCGGUCAGGCUGUAUCUCCCACAUGCGUCGUCCGAAGGGGUUCAAGAAGAAACGGCACCAGGGAGUUUGAGAAUUGUGCAGAGGCUGGUGACGCCAAAUCUGUCGUCUAGGCAACCACAGACCAUCGGGACAGCAUUGAACCAGAUAUUGCCGACACUGUUUCCGAGCAGACGAAGUCCGCUACUGGCACAGGCAGUGCUGCACGGUGCCGUCUUACCGCUGGGGGCGAGUGUGGAGGAAUUGGUUCGGGCGACAGCAUAUCUUGACGGGUGGCUGCACAUAGCUGUUGUUAUGAUGGCCUGA